Molecule: messenger RNA, 1200 nt
Organism: Brassica oleracea var. oleracea
Lineage: Eukaryota; Viridiplantae; Streptophyta; Magnoliopsida; Brassicales; Brassicaceae
Exons: 2
Coding region: 26-847 (273 amino acids)
Source: RefSeq, a predicted model, not a curated record
UUUCAACAGACCAACAAACUCCCGGAUGUUUGAACUGCAAAACAAGCUCCAGACUGUCACAAAAGCAGGAAAAACCAUGGAAAUCUACCUACAAGAUGUCAAGAAUCUAAGCGACCAGCUGGCGUCUAUAGGAAAUCAUGUUUCCAAAACUAUGAAGAUCUUCUCUGCCCUCAGAGGUUUAGGAAGAGACUACGAGCCUAUCAAGACGACUAUUGAAAAUACAAUGGAUAACGUACCCUCUCCAACGUUUGAGGACGUUAAGCCCAAGCUAAUCAGCUUCGAUGAUCGUCUUCAGAGCUACACCAAAACCAACGAUGUUUCACCUCACCUAGCCUUCGCUUCUGGCCAAACAGAUCAAGCAAAUGCUUACUAUGUCUCGAGAGGUAGAGGAAACAGAGGAAGAUAUGGAGGUUACCGUGGUCGUGGCUCCUCCUACUCCACUCGUGGACGAGGAUUCCACCAACAGAUCUCCUCCUCCAGAAGUUCUGAUUCUGAAAAUCGUGGUGUCUGCCAGAUUUGUGGGAAGCCAGGUCAUCCUGCCCUCAGAUGUUGGAACCGGUUUGAUCACAGCUAUCAACAUGAAGAUAUACCGUGUGCACUGGCUGCAAUGAGGAUUACAGAUGUUACUGAUGCAGCAGGCAUAGAAUGGUAUUCAGACAAUGGAGCUACAGCACACGUCACCAACUCACCGCAACAACUGCAACAAUGUCAGCCAUACUACGGAUCUAACACAGUUAUGGUUGGUGACAGCAACUUUCUUCCCAUCCCCCAUACCGGCUAUUUCUCGAUAGCAACAACCUCAGGGCAAGCAAACAAAGAGGUUGCUGAUAAAGGGAAGAAACAUUAAUGGUCUUUACCUGCUGGAACCGGGAACCUCAGCUUGCGCCUUGAUCUCCUCUAGACAACGUUCAGCACCGGAUGAUGUUUGGCAUAGGUGGCUGGGGAAUUCUAACUCUCAAGUUCUUGAGCAACUAUCAGCAUUAAAAUUGAUCUCAAUAAGUCGAAGUACCAAGAAGAUCUGUGAGGCAUGUCAGCUUGGGAAAAGUAGUAGAUUACCGUUUUCAGCUUCUAGUUUUUCUGCAUCAAGACCUCUUGAACGUGUUCACUGUGAUCUAUGUCCUGCACCAAUCAUGUCUGGUCAGGGUUUCAGAUACUAUGUAAUCUUCAUUGAUCAAUGGUCAAGAUUUAGUUGGUUCUAUC